This is a messenger RNA of Medioppia subpectinata, 2376 nucleotides long. The record is from the annotation of a GenBank genome assembly. Lineage: Eukaryota; Metazoa; Arthropoda; Arachnida; Sarcoptiformes; Oppiidae.
AUGAAUACAAACACUGGUUUCAGAGGCGACAACACAUCACAAUCUCAAAGGGAAAAUUUACUCAAUUCCAUACAAUCUGACAACACGUCUUCAUGUAGUCAUUUACGAGACCUAAUAAGAAGAGCGUAUUAUACUUUCCGUCAAAUGUGUUCCUGUAUUAGACCUCAGGAGCAGAUGACUGACCACCAAAUGGAUGCCAAAGACAAUAGAAGUGCCAAACGGCGUAAACUAUCCAAUGGAUACGAGUUAACGAAAGUUGAUAUCGAUUACGAGAACCCUAUUUCGUUCUCAUCGGGUGUUAAAGCAAUAGAGUCUCAACCAAUGCCCGGACCAGUGGUUCCCGAAUCGGACAGCGAUGUUAAGUUGACGUUGCCUUCAAAAGAAAUAUCUGCAAAGUUUAUCCAACAAAACAAGAGAAAUAAAAACAAAAACUCUAACAAAAGAGGCAAAAAUGGCAAUAAAUCGUAUGAAUCCGGCGACCCAAUUGUAAUCCCAGAUCUUCGCCCAUAUAAUGUAGUGAAGGGCGUCUGUGGUCUCCGAAACCUCGGGAACACAUGUUAUAUGAAUAGCGGUCUUCAAUGUCUCGUUAAUAUCGCACUUUUCAAUGAGUUUAUGACUCAAGACUUGAAGAUUUUUUUGGUGGGUUUUAAGCAAACAUCACAACAAAAAUCAUUGACUGAAUUAAUGGCUGAACUCAUGGAAGAGAUGUUGUCUUCGAAGUCUCAAUCCGUUUCGCCGAUUAAUUUUCGGCGAAAAGUGGCCAAAACUUUCGAUAUAUUCAGUAAUAAUGAACAAAACGAUUGCUUCCAAUUUGUGGUCACAAUUCUGGAUCAGUUUCACAAUGAAUUGCUUGAAAUGAAUCAAUACGGAUAUCAGUCGCACGAGAAUGCCAUUGAAUACAACAAUUUUGACGAUUAUUUAAAAUUUAAUAACACUUUUAUUUCCCGUAAUUUUCACGGCUUCCUCCGACUGAACGUUGAGUGCGAUUGCGGCCAAACUAUUGCCACAAAUUAUCCGCCGUUUUCUAUCAUUAGUUUACCACAAAUUGAUUGCAAUGAUGUGGUUGUGAGGGAAGUGUCACUAAUUAGACAUAAUAGUCAAAGAGUGGAGAAAAUGCGGUUGAGAUUCACAAAGAGAGAGAUUCUUAUCAGUCAAUUGAUUAAAACAUUGACAAAAACCUACUAUGAAAUCACCAAAAACUCUUUGAUCGACAAUCAACUCAUCGUUUGUAAAUUCUGGAGCGGUGGAGAUAUCUAUGUCUAUGAAAUUGAUCCGUCGUUUACGAGACACUAUUUCGUGUCAUUUCGUGACAAUCGUGGGAUUACUUUUGGCACACCAUUGCUGUUGAAUGUAAAUGACAGCCAAUAUUCAACAAUUGAGUCCACAUUUGUUGCACUGAUUGUUAAUAAUUUGCCAAACAUUCAAAGUAACCCCGAUUUGACAAAUUUACAAUUUCUCUAUUGUGACGGCGAGUAUUUGAUUGAGAAUUGGUCCCAAGAAUUACCUAAUACUAUGGCCUCAUUUCUGGCCACCGAUAUGGACAAUGAGUUGAUACAGUUGUGUCUCAACUUUUACCAAGUAGUUAAUACCAAUCAGUCAAGUAGUCCGCAAUCCUCAUACAGGAUCCCAACGGUCGUAACACUGUAUGAUUGUAUCAAUCAAUACCUGUCUUACCAGAAAAGUGACGAUAAAUGUGCCGAUUGUCGGACACGUAAACUAACGGGCGGUCAAACCGUCGACACAUUUUCAAGCCUGUCGUACGCUAUACUACACGCGCCUAAUGUAUUGCUAUUGCAGUUAAAGUCAAACCCCAGACAGCGAUAUAACUGUCAGUUUCCUCUCGUAUUGGAUCUGAAGAGUUAUGUGACAAAUGGCCGCUCAUAUGAUGGACAGUAUGUCUACGAUUUGGUGGCCGUCUCUAACUAUAGUGGUUCCUCUAAUAGCGGACACUAUACCGCUUACGCCAAGAGUUGUCUCAACAAUAAUUGGUAUGAAAUUAACGAUUCAUUUGUGGAUCAGAUGGAUGUGAGACGACUUCAAAUGUCAACAAAAAUGCAAUCAAUAAUUGGUUAUUCCGUAUCAUUGCUGACAUCACCGCCGGUGGAGCCGCCGAUGGAUGAGUUGAGCGAACAAUUAGCGGUUCGCGAGCGAGUCAUCGGGCGGUCUGUCGACCGGAAAGAGUUGGACGCAAGCGAUGAGGAGUUGGAGGCGUUGGUGGUGUCCAUCGGCACAUCAUUGGCGGCAUCUUUAGUGGACAAUCAUACUGUUUUGCUCCAACUCUGUGCUGAUGCGGUCGGCGGCGCUGUCAAUGGUCUCUUCCCGUGUCGACAAUUGUCGAAUCCCUUCGGCCGCGGCGGCCGUUUUGUCUUCGGCUAA